Molecule: messenger RNA, 2070 nt
Organism: Cicer arietinum (chickpea)
Lineage: Eukaryota; Viridiplantae; Streptophyta; Magnoliopsida; Fabales; Fabaceae
Product: FRIGIDA-like protein 3
Source: RefSeq, a predicted model, not a curated record
AGGUAUCCUUUAAUAAAAAGAGAGAGAGAAAGAUGUAGGAGGAGAUAACCUUUUAAUAAACACAUUUUGAUUCUGAUUGAUAAUUUAAAACCCUAAAACAACAAAACUCACCUGCUCUGUAUAAAAAAUCAAAAGCUGGCCAAGAAAACGUAGGCAGCGUCGAUCGUCGUAGGAGGAAGGAAAAGAGGUCGUGGUAGCAAGAAACACCGCCUGAAAUGAAACAGAAUAUUGAUGACAUGGAGCAAUUCAAUGAAAAUAACAAAGUGGCGAUAAUGGAGCAGCUUGCAAAGGCGUUUCUUGAAUUGGAAGCUCGAAAGGGCGUCUACGAUGAUAAGGUUCAGUGGGAUGAAAUUAAGCAACAUUUCUCUGACCUUGAGGCGGCAUUGAACAAGAAAAAUGAAGAACUGCAGGCUAAGGAGAAGGAGUAUGAAGGGAAAGAAUUAGAAAUGAAUACAUUGCUUACGCAGAGAAAGGCAGCGGUUACUUCAAAAGAACAAGAUUUAUUAGAUCGUUUGCAGGAGCUUAAAGAUGCAGCUGUAGAUUCCAUUAUAGAGGCACGUGCGAAUCACCAGAGUACAGCCUUGGAUUUUGUGUAUGAUGCGGAGAACAAAGAUAACAAGGUAAGUAGUUCUCCUGAGGAUUCUCCUAAUAAGUCGGGUGAUAAGUCGGAAGGUGUGGCUACUGAGGUUGGGCUGCCUCUAGAGCCGAAAUAUUAUUGUGAGCAAAUGGAUGCGAAAAGUCUUCUGGAUUAUGUUGUGGGACUUAAGAAAAAAGUGUCUGUUAUUCACGAAGAAAUUUCUGUUGCAUUAGAAAGUGCGACUGAUUCAGCGCGUUUGGUGCUUGAUUUACUAGUACUGGGGUUUUAUCCCACCACAAAUGAAACUGCCCAACAAAAAGAUAAAACAGGUGCUGCCCUUCAGGGCAAGCGCAAAUCCUGUAUUGUAAUUUUGGAGGCCAUGGCCAGCUUAUUGGCAAGGGCUGACCCAGGUGCUGAUCACCUUUUGAACCCUGAAACCAAGCAGCAAGCCAAGGUAAUUGCUGAUGAGUGGAGGCUCAAGUUAGCUACUGCGGACAUUGAUGCUGCCAAUGGAAAUUCAUUGGAAGCAGAGGCAUUCUUGCAGCUUCUUUCAACUUUUAGGAUUGCUUCAGAGUUUGGUGAAGAAGAACUCUGCAAGCUUGUACUUGCAGUUGCUCAAAAUAGGUCGGCACCUGAGCUCUGCCGCUCUAUUGGGUUAGCUCACAAAGUGCCAGCUCUUACAGAAAUAUUGAUCAAUAAUGGGAAACAGAUUGCGGCUGUACACUUUAUUCAACUCUUCCAGCUUCAAGAAAGUUUUCCCCCUGUGCCCCUCCUGAAGACAUACCUCAAGAACCAAAGGAGAAAUUCACAAGUUAAGGCUGAUAACGUGCGUGAUAUUGCUACUGCAAAGAUUGAUGCAAAUGCACAAGAGCUUGCAGCACUGAAAACUGUAAUUAAGUGUAUUGAAGAAUACAAGUUCGAAUCUGAGUACCCACUUGAUACACUCCAUAAAAGGGUUCAUCAACUAGAGAAAGCGAAGACAGAAAAAAGGAGAGGUGGAGAGUUUUAUAAACGUCCACCAUCGAAGAGGCCAAGGCCUAAUGAGAGGCAUUUUCCACUCCGUUCAUCUGGUAGUAGUGCGGCUUCAGCUGGUGUAACAGGUCGGCAUGUUCCACCUGUUAGGUCAGCAUAUGCAGGAACUGUUGACAGGUAUCCCCAUUAUGGUGCGGUAGCACAUGAUUAUCAAAUUCCUGGCCAAGCUAUAUACACUCAGCCAGCUAGUGCAACUCCUUCUAACUAUGGUCGUUAUAUAGGUAGUAGUUUGCAAUCCUCACACCAACAUUACAUGUGAUUUUUUUUAACCUCCAAGUGUUACCGAAAAGACUUGAGACAUGCGAGCCAUCAACGCACUAGUGAUUCUACUACUGCAAAUUUAAAAUGUUACCUUUUGUUUUGUUUUAGUUUCUUAUGAUGCCAGAAGGCAGGUGUACUCAGAUAUUGAUAUCCAAUGAUCACUUUUGUUAAAUGAAGUGCACGUUAAUAUUGUGUUAAAA